AUGCACACCACGGUUACUUACAUGCACGCCACAGUUACUUACAUGCACACGACGGUUGCUUACAUGGACACCACAGUUACUUACAUGCACACCACGGUUGCUUACAUGCACACCACGGUUGCUUACAUACACACCACAAAUACUCACAUGGACACCACGGUUGCUUCCAUGCACGCCUCGGUUGCUUACCUGGACACCACGGUGGCUGACAUGCACGCCACGGUUGCUUACACGCACACCACAAAUACACACAUGGACACCACGGAUACUCACAUGGACACCAGGGUUGCUUACAUGCACAGCACGGUUGCAUACAUAGACACCACGGUUGCUUGCAUGGACACCACGGAUACUCACAUGCACACGACGAUUGCUUACGUGCACACCACGGUUGCUUACAUACACACCACAAAUACUCACAUGGACACCACGGAUACUCACAUGCACACCACG
Messenger RNA from Sphaeroforma arctica JP610, 453 nucleotides. RefSeq lists its product as hypothetical. The transcript has a single exon. The record is from RefSeq and is a predicted model, not a curated record. Lineage: Eukaryota; Ichthyosporea; Ichthyophonida. The annotation marks the transcript as partial.